This is a messenger RNA of Naegleria gruberi, 993 nucleotides long. RefSeq lists its product as uncharacterized. Bases 1 to 993 code for a protein of 330 amino acids. Lineage: Eukaryota; Heterolobosea; Eutetramitea; Acrasida; Naegleriidae. The record is from RefSeq and is a predicted model, not a curated record. The transcript has 3 exons.
AUGAUUAAAACACUUUCAUUCAUACUACUAGUGUUAUUAUCACUCUAUUCUAUUAUAUCUUUCAUUAGAGCUCAAGAAAGAUUCAUUAAUGUCAAGUAUUCAAUUAAAACUUUGAUUGGAACUGGUGCUGGAAUAUUUAACUUGGAUGGGUUGACUGGAUUGGCUACUAAUAUUAAUUCACCUAUUGGCGUGUUUUAUGAAGAGAGUAGUGGUGAUUUGAAUUUCUCACAUACAUUAAACAAUACAUGUGUUUGUAAAGAUGGAUUUUAUGGUCUUGAUUGUUCACUUCCUAUUUGUUUGAAAGCAGAAAAUGGAAAGUGUGCUAAUGAUACAACAGGUGUAACUGUAGAAAAUAUUGAAACAAGUCAAUUGUCAAACAAAUCAAUUUCUCUUAGUUCAGGAAAUUUGACAGAAAGUUCAGUAGUUUCAGUUUCCUUUCCUUCUGAUUUUUCUCAUUAUAUUUCCAAUCAAACAACCUUCUCAUCAGUUUCUCUACUCACAGCGGUUUCUACAAGCGGAAACAAUUUGACAAACUCAAAUUCUGCUUUCUCCAUAGUUUCGAAUAUAAUCACAAUUUCACUUGCCUUAACAAAUGGAAAAAAGAUUCCAGUUUCUAAUUUGGAAAAUCCUAUACAAAUCUCAUUCCAAAAACCAACAAGUUAUUCUGGAAAUUUGACAUGCAUGUACUUGGACGAAUUGACCAAUGAAUGGAAAUCAGAUGGUGUGAAAACUGUUAUUGAACCAUUAACAGUCAAUUGUCUGACUUCUCAUUUAACUUCCUUCUCGGUAAUUGAUAUUAAUCUCAGGAAGGAAAUUGGAAAACCAAAAGAAUCACCGAGUGUCAGUAAUCAAACAAUUUCACAAAGUCAACUCUCUCAAGAAGCUAUCAUUGCAAUCUCAGUAUCAAUUGCUGGAAGCUUCAUUGUUUGUUGUGUUGUUGCAAUAAUCCUGUCAGCUGUUAUCUGCUUAAUAAGAAGAAAAUCGAAGAAGUAA